AAUCAAAUCCCCAAGCAAAGCAAGUCAAUGUUUAUUCUCAGAUUUUAUUCAAUAUAUUUUUAGUAAAAAUUUAUAAAAGGAACUGCCAAGAAUAUUAUAUAUUCAAAGACAAUGAUUGCUGGUGUAAAAGUCAUUUGGAUUGUACUCUCUGUGAUUCUCUGUGCCCAGGGACAGCCAAGGAAUGGCGGCACUGAUAAACGCUUUCCUUACCACAGUUCACUGAAUAGUGACAAGGAUCAAUUUAAGGAUACGAGUGCAUACUUGCAUUCAAAGUCGGAACUGAUGGGAAAACUCAAAAGAUCGCAAGGAUUGGACACUAAUGAUAAACUGAUGGAUAACGAUCGACUAGCUUCAAAUAUGGGCAUAUCGGGUGAAGACGAUCAAAAUAUGCUAAACACCUGCCAGGUGCUUCAGAAUUCUGGUCCAAUUACUUACUCCAAUCAGGCUCCUUAUUAUCAACAAUUGGAGCAGCAAGUAAACUGCGAGGUUUUGCCCAAUGCCUAUGCCGAAGCAGAUGAGACGGAGCAGAGGCGCCAGGAUCUGCGCAAUCUCGUCCAGCAUUUGUAUGUGGCCCAGGCGCGGGUCCAGCUGGAAGCUACCGAGAUCAAGAAGGCUCAGGCGGUGGCCUCUGCGGCCCAGACCCAGUUGGAGGAUUCGGCCAAUCAAGUGCGAAGUGUCACUGCCUCGCUGCAUACCGCCCAGCAGGAGGUGGCCGCCUCAGCUAUCCGUGCCCAGAUUGCCCAGCUUCAGCUGGCUGCUCAUGACCAGUUGCUCUUCGCUGCUCGCCAGGAUGUGGAUGCUUUGUCCUCGCAAAUGGUGGGACUACAGGCAGCCGAGGGUAUUGUUCAGCCCAAGCUCACUGUGGAUCUGCAUGCGCUGUUGGAUAAGCUGAAGCAGCCACUCCAGCAGAACGAUCAUCCCACUCCCGUACCGGCCAUCGUUAUGAGUAUUCCUGGAAUGCCCUCGCAUCAACAACAGCAGCAGCAGCAGCAGCAGCAGCAGCAACAGCAACAACAGCAGCAGCAGCAACAGUGGCAGCCACAAGGUCAGAGUCAGAAUCCUGGACAACCUCGAAUGCCGGAUACCCUAGGAUAUGCAGGCAGCGAAUUAAUGCCCAGAGGAAAGCGCUUUUCCAAAUUGGAAAAAUAUCAAAAAUAGAUAUUCCUGGGGAUCCUAAGUAUUAAUUUUAGUUGAUUUUGAACCUCCAGAAGAUUUGUUCUGUGUAACCCUGUUGUUUC
This is a messenger RNA of Drosophila serrata, 1238 nucleotides long. RefSeq lists its product as uncharacterized. NCBI's taxonomy places the organism in Eukaryota, Metazoa, Arthropoda, Insecta, Diptera, Drosophilidae. The record is from RefSeq and is a predicted model, not a curated record.